Molecule: messenger RNA, 1227 nt
Organism: Phaedon cochleariae (mustard beetle)
Lineage: Eukaryota; Metazoa; Arthropoda; Insecta; Coleoptera; Chrysomelidae
Source: the annotation of a GenBank genome assembly
AUGAAUCACACGAAAGACAAGCUACCUCAUACGGACGUUACAAAAUUACAUGGCAGUGAAUCAGAAAUUGUUAAAUUUGGGCAAAGGAUUACCCAAAAUGAGGUUGAAGAGCAACUCAAAGCAAUGAAACAAAGAAGACUGAGUAGAAUGAAUAUUUUGGAAGACGAAAAAUCAAUAGAUAAGACUGUGAACACUUGUUCAUCUUUCAAAAGUGCCGCCAAAAUAGUGAUGAACAAUAAUAAGAUCUGUGAAACCGAGAAUUCUGAUAUAAGAUCAACUUGUGAAUCGGACAAAUUACAAAAGCUGGGUACAUCUGAAGGUGUCAUCAACCACAAAACGAUCCAGUCAUCGAAUAAUAACGUCUUUGCGUAUUUACCUAGUAGUGAUUCUAGUUCGAAGAAACAGCAACUUCAAGUUCCUUCUGCGGAAUUGGUUACCAAGAACAAUAACCUAACUGAUCCCAAUGAGGGAAAACAAAGAAGAACUAUUUACUACAAAGACAACGAAGCUAUACCUCAAGAUCUGGUAUGUUCCACUGAGAAAGCUAAACAAUACAUCAGUGACACUAGGAAUUCACCAAAGAAUAUAAGACUUGGCAAAGAAGACAAUCUCAGUGUGAACAAAAAACUUCCAGUUGUGUCAACAGGGAAACACGAAAUUGAUUCGAGAUUAUCCAAAGCACCAACUUUCCACCCCAAAACUUCUUCAAGUCCAGGACAUGGUAACAGUGAAAGAAUUCUCAAGAAGUUCCAGCUGAACUGGAAUAACCUGAACGAUAUUUUGGAAAAUAGUUCCGAUGUGGAUUUAGACGAAAUGAAUGAUCUGAUGAACAGUAUGGAAGAAGCUUCUUCAUUGAUUGGUGAAUAUCGAGAAAAACUGGAAAGCUUAGAACAAAAACUGGCCCACGAGAUGAGUGGUAGACGCAAGUUGAAUCGCAUGAAAUGUCAAGUGGAACAGUUGAAACCGCAAAUCAAAUAUUUCAGAGGGCUAAGAAAGGAUUCUGGAUAUUUACAGUUGUCUAAUAAGCUCUCUAAUAUUUUUCUAGAGAUUCACAAAGUGCCAGAUUCUUACAAACUCUCCAGUGAGAAAGAAGAGGUCAUUUCCGAAGUCAAUUCGAGCAUCAAAGACUUAGAGGCUAGAGUUAAAAAGAAUCAAACCUUCUUGGAAUUUAUUCUGAAUGAACAAGUUCUGUGUAUAAGAGAUAAUCAUUAUAAAAGUUCCAAGUAA